GUGCAAAGAAUAUCUGGAGGACUCACUAAUCAGCUAUACUUUUGUGGUAUAAAAAAUAAGAGCAAUGAAUCGGAUGUACCACAAGAGGUGGCCAUCAGACUGUAUGGACCCAAAACCAUGGGUGUAGUGGACUGCGAGGGAAAUGAGAGACUGACGGAUGUCAUCAUUUCGCUCAUAGUCUCCGACAAUAAGUUGGGCCCAAAAGUGUACGGAAUCUUUCCGACCGGACAAAUACAGCACUACUAUAAACACCGACAGUUCAAACCCGAGGAGCAAAAAGACCCCAAACUGGUGGCCGAAGUGUUUCAGAAGUUGGCCCGAAUUCACGCCAUGGAUGUGCCCAUCAAACGCACAAAUAACGGACUGUUCAACGAAUUGGACGACUGUUACAAAUGGAUGGCCGAUAAUAACGCCACCAAAAUGUUUGAUGACUACGCGUGC
This is a messenger RNA of Oppiella nova, 441 nucleotides long. Lineage: Eukaryota; Metazoa; Arthropoda; Arachnida; Sarcoptiformes; Oppiidae. The record is from the annotation of a GenBank genome assembly.